This is a messenger RNA of Eimeria tenella, 814 nucleotides long. RefSeq lists its product as uncharacterized. The record is from RefSeq and is a predicted model, not a curated record. The annotation marks the transcript as partial. The transcript has a single exon. NCBI's taxonomy places the organism in Eukaryota, Apicomplexa, Conoidasida, Eucoccidiorida, Eimeriidae.
CACCAGCAUUCGUCUCGCCGACCUCUUCGCAACAUUCCACGAACCCAACCACCUCUCAUCACGGCUAACUCCUGCUCCUUCCUUUCCCAACGAACUGCCGUCCAACCACGCACCCAUCUGCUCCUUCCACCCAACUCAAAUUACCCAUACGCAACGCUUCUCUCCCAACCACACCAUCACACUCAACCUUCUGCUAACCACAAACCAUCCACUCCACCCUCACCAACACAACUCUCGCCUCAAUUACGCACUUCCUGAACGCCCUAAAAUAGAGCAGCAUUCGUCUCGCCGACCGCUUCGCAACAUUCCACAAACCCAACCACCUCUCAUCACGGCUAACUCCUGCUCCUUCCUUUCCCAACGAACUGCCGUCCAACCACGCACCCAUCUGCUCCUUCCACCCAACUCAAAUUACCCAUACGCAACGCUUCUCUCCCAACCACACCAUCACACUCACACGUCUACUAACCACCAACCAUCCACUCCACCCUCACAAACACAGCUGACGCCUCAACUACGCACUUGCUGCACGCCCAUAAACAAUGCCUACACUCCCUUCGUCGAGCUCUCCGCAACAUUCCACAAACCCAACCACCUCUCAUCACGCCUAACUCCUGCCCCUUCCUUUCCCAACGAACUGCCGUCCAACCACGCACCCAUCUGCUCCUUCCACCCAACUCAAAUUACCCAUACGCAACGCUUCUCUCCCAACCACACCAUCACACUCAACCUUCUGCUAACCACAAACCAUCCACUCCACCCUCACCAACACAACUCUCGCCUCAAUUACGCACUUCCUGAACGCCCUAAAUAG